AUGCCGACUCACAGCGGCCGCUUCGAUACUGUCGCGGGCCUUCUCGCCGCGACGCCGCCUCGACUUCGGCUCCUGGACAGCUCGCUGCCCGACGACGCCGAGCGCGCCGCUGUGCGCAGCUGCUGCGCUGGUACGCUUGCGUCGUGCAUCGCACGGCUCGACGCUGCGAUUGCACCGCAUGCCGUCCGCAUGAUGGACGGGAGGCUUCCGACAAGCGACGCUUUCCGUGGCGACGACCACGAUCUCAGCAAGCUGAAGGCGCUCAAAACUGUCGCCACGAUGGUCCUGCAGGACGGACCGAUGCUCUAUCGCGAGGCCUGCGCGAGUCUCGUCCACGCGCGCUCCACCUUCUUCUAA
This is a messenger RNA of Emiliania huxleyi CCMP1516, 357 nucleotides long. RefSeq lists its product as hypothetical. The record is from RefSeq and is a predicted model, not a curated record. The transcript has a single exon. NCBI's taxonomy places the organism in Eukaryota, Haptophyta, Isochrysidales, Noelaerhabdaceae. Bases 1 to 357 code for a protein of 118 amino acids.